AUGACGCCCUCUGGGAAGCUCAUUCUGGACUUUGGUCAGAACCUCGUCGGUUAUGUCAGGCUGUCGAAUAUCAACGGGCCAGUUGGACACAAGAUCACCCUCUCGCACGCCGAGGUCCUCGAACACGACGAACUGUGCACCAGACCCCUCCGAAUCUGCAAAGCGACGGACGAAUACAUCCUCAAAGGGGAGGGAAUCGAAUCAUACAAUCCCAGAUUCACCUUCCACGGCUUCCGAUACGCACAAAUCGACGGCUGGACGGGCGGUGAUCUUAGGGAAUGCGCCGAAGCAAUUGUCUGCCACACGGAUAUCACGCCCAUUGGAGGAUUCUCCUCUUCACACGCACUACUCAACAAGCUAUACCAGAAUAUAUGCUGGGGCAUGCGCGGCAACUUUCUCUCAGUCCCAACCGACUGCCCGCAGCGAGACGAACGGCUCGGCUGGUCGGGCGACCUGGCAUUAUUCGCACCGACGGCAGUGCUCAUCUACGACUGCUUCACCUUCUUGAAGAACUGGCUGAUUGACGUCGAGUACGACCAGAUGGUCCUCGGUGGUGUGCCGGCCAUGGUAACGCCGAAUAAUACCAUUCCGGAUCCUGUCUGGUGUCGACGCGUGCCAUGUGCGAUUUGGCAUGAUGUGACUGUUCUGGCGCCCUGGGCAUUGUAUGAGGAGACUGCGGAUACAAGUAUCCUUGCGCAGCAGUAUAAUAGUAUGGUCACCUGGAUGCGAAUGGUUCCUCUUCAGACUUCGGGAGCGACUCAUCUCUGGGAUCCGGCUAUAUUCAACCUGGGAGACUGGCUUGACCCUGCAGCCCCACCGAAUGCACCCUGGAAGGGAGCGACAGACGCGAAAAUGGUGGCCAAUGCGUUCCUGAUCCACAGCCUGGACCUUAUGUCGGAGAUAUCUCGAAUCCUGAAUCAACAAGGUGACCAUGCACAUUUCACGGCCUGGUCAAAAGCAGCAAGACAGGAAUUCCAGGACGAAUACAUCACAAAGACCGGACGACUGGUCUCUGACUCGCAAACCGCCUACGCACUAGCAAUCUGCUUCGACCUGUUGACCAACUCUCAGCGGGAGCACGCAGGUUCAAGGCUCGUCUACCUCGUCCGAAAAAACGAGUUCAAAAUAGGAACAGGUUUCGCCGGAACGCCCUUUAUAUGCGAAGCCCUGGCCAAAGCCGGCCAUAUCCAAGUGGCGUACGCGAUGCUACUCGAAGAAUCGUGCCCCUCAUGGCUGUAUCCAGUAACAAUGGGCGCUACAACCGUCUGGGAGAGAUGGGAUUCUAUGCUCCCCGACGGAUCAGUGAAUCCGGGGGAGAUGACCUCGUUCAACCACUACGCUUUCGGGGCGAUUGCGAAAUUCAUGUAUGAGCGUGUGGCGGGGUUACAGAGGGUUGAAGCUGGGUGGAGGAAGUUCCGCGUUGCACCGUCUAUCGGGGCGGAAUUUAGCCAUGCAGCUGCUGAGCAUGAGACGGCCUUUGGACGGACAUCAGCUCGGUGGGAGACGACAAGACAAAACGGUGAUCUUGAGAAGAUGGUGGUGUGGGUGUCUGUCCCGUAUAGUACCACAUGCGAGGUUGUCAUUCCAACUACAUCCGGGGAGAGGAGGGAAGUUGUUGGGUGUGGAGAGUGGACGUUUGAGAGCGAGUUUAGGAGAGAUUACGAGUGGCCGGUCAAGGCUUUGCCGCCAAAGUCGUAG
Aspergillus calidoustus is the source of this 1698-nucleotide messenger RNA. Lineage: Eukaryota; Fungi; Ascomycota; Eurotiomycetes; Eurotiales; Aspergillaceae. The record is from the annotation of a GenBank genome assembly.